This is a messenger RNA of Malurus melanocephalus (red-backed fairy wren), 738 nucleotides long. Its product is annotated as phosphoribosylformylglycinamidine synthase-like. The coding region runs from base 200 to 679 and encodes 159 amino acids. Lineage: Eukaryota; Metazoa; Chordata; Aves; Passeriformes; Maluridae. The transcript is spliced from 3 exons. The record is from RefSeq and is a predicted model, not a curated record.
UGGGGAUUUUUGGGUUUUUGGGGAAAUUUUGGGCUCAUUGAGGUUUGGGGGGAGUUUUGGGCGCUUUGGUUCCUGGAUUUUAAGGGAAUUUCUGAGGAGAUUCCCCCGAAUUGGAGGAUUUCCAGGAUUUCAGGUUUAUUUCCCAAUUUCCACAAUUCUGCCCCCAUUUCCCGUGUGUUUGUUUGUUUUCCCGUUUCAGAUGCAGCUGCUCCGUUUCUACGUUCGCCCCGAGCUCUCCCCGGGGGGGGUUCCCGAUCUCGGGGUCCCCUCGGGUUUGGGGUCCCCCCUGAGCGCGGCCCGAGGGGUGGAGCCGGGGGUGACCGGGGUCGGCUGCGAGCUCUGCUACUACCUGGGCUGGGCCGGUGAUUCCGCCCCAAACGAGGAGGAGCAGCGGGCGCUGCGCUGGAUUUUGGGGUCCCCCCAGGCCCAGGGGGAGGACGUGGCCCCCCAGAGCUUCCUGAGCCCCCGCGGGCACCACGUCCUGCUGGAGAUCGGGCCCAGGCUGGGGAUGUGCACCCCGCUGUCCACCAACGCCGUGUCCCUCUGUCACGCCGCCGGCCUGAGCCGCGUGCGGCGCCUCGAGAGGUCCCGGCGCCUCCUGAUCCAGGUGAGAUUUGGGGUGAAAUCUGGGRAUUUCGGGAAAAUUUKGAAAAAAUUUGGGAAAUUUUGGGGAUUUUAGAGGAAUUUCGUGGAAUUUUAGGAGGAUUUGGGGUGAUUUUUUGGGAUGUUUUUCUGAAU